Messenger RNA from Symsagittifera roscoffensis, 8795 nucleotides. RefSeq names its product lipopolysaccharide-responsive and beige-like anchor protein. Bases 202 to 8226 code for a protein of 2674 amino acids. Gene Ontology annotation, molecular function: protein kinase binding. Gene Ontology annotation, cellular component: cytosol; membrane. NCBI's taxonomy places the organism in Eukaryota, Metazoa, Xenacoelomorpha, Acoela, Convolutidae. The transcript has a single exon. The record is from RefSeq and is a predicted model, not a curated record. Gene Ontology annotation, biological process: intracellular protein localization.
UACACCAAGUUUCUAUUUUAGAGCAAGUCUUGAAUGCGUCAUUAGCUCGGAAAACUUGCGGCACCAUGUUGCUUUGUGAGCCUAAUUUGAUCAUCGCGUGGCCUAAAAACACCACCAGUUAGUUUAUACAUCAGAACAAAGACUUUUUAUUCUCGGUGUUGAAAAUAGAACAGGGAAAUUUAUUACUUCUCUGAGAAGAAAAUGGAAAUUGUCUUCAAUAUUCAAGGACAACGAGUCAUUGCUGACCACCUGAAGCUGUUCAAAUCGGCUUUACUCGGACAAGAUUUCACAGCUGAGGAUCUGGUUAAAGUAGUCACAAACACAGCUGUAUGCACUGUGUUUGACCUGGAAACCGCUUACACUUUCGAAAGUGAAACUAGUCUCGCCACGAGUUUAGAUUUAUUGAAGUUUAUUUGCGAGGAUGAAAAAUGCGACCGAAGUUCCAAAUUGCAGCCUCAGGUUUGGUCAUUAUUCAAAGCGGCGAUUCAGAAAAGUACCCGGAAUUUAUGUAUCUGUUCCGAGUUUGGACUUGCAAAAUAUCUCCUCGAAAAAUUGGUAUCUUCCGAUUCAAAUGAUGCUCUUGUUGAUUUAUUCACUGAAAUACUGUGCAUUAUAGUUCCACAAUCGAUUUCAAACAAUGAGUUGAAAAUUAUCAUCAACCAUUUGCAAAAUGCCAGUAAAGGGACUAACAUUACCUGGCCCAAUAACUCAGCAAACUUGAUGACAGUAUUGCGCCAAGCGCCAUUUCAAAUUGGACCUACAGAGUUUUUUGACUUCCCAGGAUUUGACCGAAGUUACAUUGCAAUACCCCCUAUAGCUAAAUGGCCUUGCACCAAUGGCUAUACGUUCACGACUUGGAUUCGCUCGGAUCCGAUCAGUGAUAUACGAGAGGAUAAAGACAAACCGUACGUGUACUGUUUUCGGACGUCCAAAGGCCAAGGAUACUCUGCACAUUUCGUAGGCGCUUGUUUGAUUGUAACUGUGAUCAAGAGCAAAAACAAAGGAUACCAGUAUUCUGUUAAUUUUGAAUUCAAACCAAGAGUCUGGUAUAUGUUGACGUUGGUUCACAUUUAUAGUCGCUGGCGAAAUGGCGAGAUCAAAUGCUACGUUGACGGUCAAUUAGUGACGACUGUUGAAGUGAACUGGUAUGUGAAAGCUGGCUAUGACGCAUACGAUAAAUGCUUCAUUGGGUGGGCGCCGUGCAACGAGGGGGACGAUAAAAUUCGUCGAUACUUUUGCGGUCAAAUUGGAACGACGUAUCUUCUCUCAUCAGCGAUGGCGCAAUCACAGGUCGAGGCGUUGCAUCAACUCGGACCUUGUUACACUGGACUUUUUAACCAGCAAUCAGAUACUGAUGUUUGUCUCUCGGAGUUCUACAACAAUGCGAUUUUCUCUCAAGGAUCACUUUCGUCCGAAAUAGUGUUCUCGUACAGCGCUAGAGCCUCGCAAUGUCAGGUCUGCUUUUUCUCAGCAGCCUCUGCCGCGAAAGGAAAGGAAACAAACGGUUACUUCUCUCAUUCACCUCACGCACAACUCCAAGGAGAUGUGAAAGCGGUCACAACCCAACCGGUUUUCCACUCGCUGCAUUCAAUUGGAGGAAUCCAAAUUCUGUUUCCUCUUUUGACGCAACUCGGAUUGGAUCUGGACCCUUCUGCUCCUGCGAACUUCAACCCUGCAGAAGUGCUCCUGGAACUGGUUUCGAAUUUACUCAUGCGAUCGUCACAAAUAAGACAGCAAAUGGUGCAAUUGAAAGGAUUGAUGGUAAUUGGACACUAUUUUGUGAAGUAUUCGAACAAGAUUAUGAGCGAAGGUCUGCUCGAAAAUGUGAUCUCAUUGUCCAACUAUUUCAUACAUAUAAGGUCAGAAGCAUUGUUGAAACAUACGAUUGACUUUCUGCUUCUCAAUGCUAAUCUCUGGAUCUAUGCGCCCGUCCAAAUCCAAAUCACAUUGUUCACUUACUUGUCCACUGACUUUGCCCUCAAUUGCCCGCUGUUUAAACUAAGCAGAAUAAGACGUGUAAGUACCGUAUUGCAGCUACUGCACAUGCUGAAGUUUUACUACUGGGUUACAAACCCUCAAGCCAAAUCGGGAGUCGCCCCGAAAGGAGCAGAUGGUCCAAGGCCCGAGCAGACGGAUAUUCUGACAAUCAGGUCAUUCAUUCUUCUGUUUCUAAAAGGAGUUAUAACAGUUGAUGGGAACUUUGUGGAUGAAGAACACAUGCAAAGUUUGCUGAACUAUUUAACAACACUACACGAAGAAGAAAAUAUCCACGAUGUUCUGUCGCUUCUGCUGUCGAUAACAGCAAAUUCGCCAAAACUGACUUCGCAAGCGUUGGAUCGAAAAUACGCUGUGAGAGCAAUCUUCAAAAUAUUAACAUCGCCGAGUGAAAGGAUCAGAAUUAAAGCGGCCAAAGUGCUGAUUUACUACAUGGCUAACAUCCCCUACAAGCGGAAAAUGGAUAUAAUGGUAUCUUAUGGCCUGUAUGAACUGAUUGGCCAAAGGAUGAUGCUUCAUUGUGACGAAAUAACUUUGCCAACUUACAAUGUGAUGUAUGAGUUUUGCACUGAACAAACAGGACCCCAGAUCAUGGAGAACAAACAUGCUGAAAUUGAUUCGACAACUCCGUUGAUAAAUGCACUUGGGCUGAAAAGUAUUGCAACUAUGAUAAACACGAGCAGGAAAACACUGAAUGUUUUCGAGAUCAAGAAAAAGUUCAUUGCUGAUAUGAUAUUGCUGUUCAAUCACAACCGCGAAAAUCGCAGACGAUUGCUUCAAUGUUCGGUUUGGCAAGAUUGGGUUUUCUCUUUGUUGCACAUUUACCCGGCAAAUGAACGUGAGAAACAAAUCACUGAAAUGGUUCUAGUUCUGUUCAAAAUUCUUCUACAUCAUGCUGUCAAGUUUGAAUACGGAGGCUGGCGUGUAUGGAUUGAUACACUGAGCAUUGCUCACUUUAAAGUAUCAAUUGAAAAUUAUCGAAGAUCGGUGCUGGCAUCUGGACAUCAUCAUAGAAAGCACAGACGAGAAUCGUGGAGAAAUGAUACUGACAAGAGAAGUGGUGGUGGAACUUCCGCUGUCCAAAACGGCUCGCACUCUCAGGCAUGCAACAAAAGAAAAGAUCUGGAAGCUGCUGAAAAUUUGGACGUUCAAGCAAGUCCUGGGACCUUACCUGGGGACGUAGCAGCUGUACAAUCUCAAGUAUAUGUUGAUCAUAUUUUGACCAAAUCCGGAGAAAAGGAGCCCAGUUCCGGAGGUUCUGGAAAUUCAAAUGACUCAUUGAAGGUGUUAGGACUACCGCAAAGUUCGAUCAAUAGCUUUGUCGCGAAAAACACUGACGAAAAUACAACAGAAAAAGUAGAUUCAAAUGAACUUCCAGAUGAGAACGCUGCUGUUCAGAUUAGGAAAACUGAAAUUAAAGACGAUAUUAAACCUGAGGAAACCACGAUUACCACAGACACCGAAUCCUAUCCAAAAGAGGUUCGGUUUUCGCCAAAAGAUGCACAAUCACCCAGAGCCUCCAAUGAGCUGGGAGUCAAAGAAGAUGCAGGAGCCAUUCCAAAAUCAAUUCUGAAAAGCAAGCCAUCGCCAAAUCAUAACGAGACGAUUUCAGAAGGAAAAAGAAGGACAGGCAAACUGUUCCGAAUUCCUCCAUUCCAGUGGUCACAUCUUGUAAAACGUCUUCUGUCAGAUUUGAUCUUUGCAAUAGAGACGGACGUUCAGAUUUGGAGAAGUCAAAGCAAUAAAACUCUUGUCGACUUCCUAAAUGCUGCUGAUAAUACGACAUUCCUGCAUAAUACUGUUCAUGUGAUAUCUCAGAUAUCUGACAUGAUUCUGUAUUCAAGUGGAGGUUUGGUACCUCUGCUUCAUUCGGCCACGUCGCAGAGCCAAGAUAACAUAGCAGCAAGUGCGGGACUCCUCUUUGACGAGAGUUUCUCCUUCGUUCACAGACUGUUAAAUCUCGUAGACAUUUUUGUCUACUCGGCGUCUCCUCGGUUUUCAAGUCUGGAAACAGAGAAACGUAUGAAUCCGGGAGGCAUUCUGCGGCAGUGCUUAAGAUUGGUAUUCUGGGCCGCUCUUAAGAACUGUCUCGAAUGUAGAUACAAAUUCGCCAAACAACUCGUGGCGUUUGAGAAAGACAUUCCAGGUGAGGAUGCAGCCGGCGAUUUUCUGAGCGGAUCAAUUCAGUUGCAAGCUAUCAACGAUUUGUCAAGACUACUUCAGGAUAUAGACAUUAGCAGAAUCCGGGCUGCGAUUUACAGAGAAACGGACGAUAUAAAACAAAGCCAAACAGUCGCUCUAUCAUGUGUAUACUUUCUGACGCUUCUGAUGGUCGGAAGGUACCAGGAUAUUUUGGAACCCAGCAAGGUUACGGUUUCGCCUUUUACAAAAGAAGUCAUGGAUUCGAACCUCGGAUCUCCAAGUCUAAGAAGCCCCGGUGGUCCCAAUACACCAAUGUCGUGUGGCCCGGAGGAAACUAAUGAAAAUGAUUCACCGAGAUCAAAUGAGGACAAAUUCGAAGAUGUGGAUCUAGGAACUCCAGUUGCCGAUGCAGACGAUUCAGAUCUUUCAAAAGGAUCGAAAGAUUCUAAAAGACGUCAAAGUUUAAAUGCGGAUUCUAAAAAGGCUACCUUGACUAGAACAGCUACCUGGUCUGGCUCUGAAGAACCAGAAUCAGGUGACCGAUUGGUGACGGCGAACGAAACAGAAACUGAGGAUUUGGGACUUGGAAUUGGAGCUAGUCUGGAUCUGACGUCAACAUCCUCAACUGGACAUUCGAGAAUAGAAGCUGACAGUUUUGAUAAACUAAAUUUUGCAGUAGGACUGAACUUCAAUAAAGUGACGAUGGGAAACAAUAUUUCAAAAUAUUUGGAAAAUUCACUCAAUGGAAGUAGCCAAGUCUUGAGGGACCUGUUCCUAGACUUUUCACAGUAUUUAUCCAAAACUUUGAUCGGUUCACAUGGCCAAGAGUUGCUUAACGAAGGGCUAAUAGUCAUGAAAAAUAGUCAAUCCGCUGUUGAGUUAGUCAUGAUGCUUUGCUCUCAGGAGUGGCAGAAAGCAAUUCAGAAACAUGCAGGUGGAGCAUUUUUGAACUUAGAAAACGAAGGAAGAAUUAUUUCGUCAUUGACUGCAGACCAUUUGAUUCGAGUUGCCGAUGAGGCAAAUGAGAUCCUGAACCGAGAGUAUCAAGAUCAAAUGGCGCGUCAGUCUGAGUUCGAGGCUCGAUGUGCUACUCAUUUGGCCGACAGACGAGAGGAAGAAACGAUGUGUGAUCGACUUAUUGUUGCCUCUAGACGUCGGGACACUAUAUCUUCCGUCAAGUGUGUCCAGAAAAUACUUUCGAGUGCAUUUAGUCAAGCACUAUGGGAUAAGAAGUCAAAUGAAACGGAAGCAUUUUAUAAAAUUGACGCAUGGGAAGAUAAUCUGCGGAGACGAAGAAGAAUGAUUUUGAAUCCGAAUGGAACAAGUCACCCGGAAGCGACACUGAAAGCCGAAGAUGAAAGCCGAAAGGACACAGAUGCUGAUAAAGUGGAAGAAUCGAAAAGUGCCCUGGAAGACUUAAAAGUGGAACCGAUGGCGGAGAACCAAGAUAAAGUUUUAAAAGAGGAAGAAGAAAAUGAUAGUCUAGAAGAUAACGAUAAUGAUGCUGAAAAUCAAUCUCAUUUGAUCAAUAUUCCCUCGACUACGAAUCCAGUGAAGUUCCAAAGCCAUGAAUGCCUACUCAUUCACCCUUGCAUAACAGCACCCGGUAUGCUUUCGAUCACGACUAACGAAAUCAUUUUUGACAUAGAUGAAGAAAAUCCACAAUACAAGAAAAUUGACCCAUCGUUGAUAGCAUAUUGUGAUUUAACCCACAUUAAGAUCCCAUUCACUGAAAUUAGAGCCAUUUUCUCACGGAGAUACUUAUUGCAAAAUACAGCUCUGGAGAUAUUUGUCGCAACGCGGUCGGCAAUUAUGUUCAAUUUGCCCGAUAUAGCGGCUGUGAAACAGGCUGUUACCCUUUUGCCACGUGUUGGCAUCGGCACUAAAUUUGGGGCCCAGCAAACUAGAAGAUACUCUAUGGCUUCAGGCAAAGCAUUGCUCAAGUUAACCAACAUGAUGGAAAAAUGGCAAAAGCGGGAAAUUUCAAAUUUCCAAUAUCUGAUGUUUCUUAACACAAUUGGAGGUCGCACGUUUAACGACUUAAAUCAGUACCCUGUGUUCCCUUGGGUUAUAAAAGACUACGAUUCCGACGAGCUUGAUUUAAAAUCGCCGGCAACUUUCAGGGAUUUGACCAAACCUAUAGGAGCUCAAGAUAAUCGACGAGCAGAAGCGUUUCGAGCCAAGUAUGAAAAAUGGGAAUCGGAUACAGUCCCUCCGUUUCACUACGGAACACACUAUUCAACCCCUGGUUUUGUUCUAAACUGGAUGGUGCGAUGCGAGCCGUUCACUUCGAUGUUUCUGAACUUCCAAGGCGGUAAAUUUGAUCAUGCCGACCGAACAUUCCACUGCGUGAAACAAGCGUGGUCAAACUGUCAACGAGAUACUUCAGACGUGAAAGAACUUAUCCCAGAAUUGUUUUACAUGCCUGAAAUAUUACGCAAUAGAAAUAAACUGAAAUUCGGCAAGCUAGAAAAUGGAGAAGUCGUCAAUGACGUCAUUUUGCCCGCCUGGUCUAGCUCGCCCGAAGAUUUCAUUCGAAAGCACCGAAUGGCGCUAGAAUCCGAGUUCGUAUCCUGCCAGCUGAACCAUUGGGUAGAUCUGAUAUUUGGCUACAAACAGCGCGGUCUUGAAGCUGAAAAAGCAGUUAAUGUUUUCUACCAUUUGACCUAUGAAGGGUCGGUAAAUUUUGAUGCAAUCCGAGAUCCAGUAUUGUUGGAAGCUUUGCAGUCACAGAUUAGGAGCUUUGGAACAACCCCAGUGCAAUUGUUGACCGAACCUCAUCCUCAAAGAAGUUCGAUAUUAGUUCUGAAUCCUCAGUUGUUUAAGCAACUUAACGAAGCGUCUGAAGGGCACACAGUGAAGUUCCUGUCCAAUUCGCCAAUAGUUCACGUUGCCGCAAAUACUCAUCAAAGUUUAAAUUCACCCGCUUGUAUUGCAUUAGCGGAAAACAUGUCUUACUCUAUAAACAAAUGGGAAAACCCGAACUCUGUGGGAAUUCUUGCGAAGCACAUGGUUCAAAAUCAGAACCUCGAAAACGAAAACCACACUAAUUUAAAGCCUCUGCACGUAGAUUCGAUGCAAGUCAAUUCAACCCAAGCAAGUUAUACUGGGCGAAAGUUGUGCUCAGAUUUACUCGAUACAAAUUUCACGGUGCAGAAGAACAGUUUUGUAGUGACUUCUGACAAUGUUUACGUUCUAGUUUGUGGCUUUUGGGAUCGUAGUUUGCGGGUUUUCAAUCUGGAGUCGGGAAAACUAGUCCAGGUUGUUUUUGGACAUUAUGGAAUAGUAACUUGUGUUGCCAGGACUGAGAAUCGAACCGGUGGUAACUGCCAUGUAGUUUCGGGAUCUGCAGACAACACACUACUAGUUUGGGAAUGGAACUCGAGGUUCCAGUGUAUAAUGGGUGAGAAAACAAUACCCGGGGAGUACCCAAUGGCCAAAGCAAUCUUGAUGGGUCACGAGAGCUCAGUCAAAUGUGUUUCUACUUCAUCUGAAUUGGGAAUAGUAGUAUCAACUUCAGACAUAUCACAUGUUUUAGUGCAUUUAGUCAACGGGGAGUUCGUGAGGCGAAUUAAGUUACCAGAAAUAGAUAAUCAACCUAACUGUUCUGCCAUUUCGAACAUUCUCCUGAACCCAGCUACUGGAUACAUUUUUGUAGUAUCGAAUAAGAAAUCGUCACUUUCUGUGUUUACAACUGAUGGUGUGCUUUUGGCUAGUGAAAACGAAUUCAAAAACGCAAGAAUCAAUGACGUUUCGGCUUCUUUAGACGGCGCCUUUAUUAUAGUAGCCCGAGACUCGAACUGUCUCCAAGUUUACAGAUCACAUGAUCUAGAAUUUUUGUACGAUUUCUCACCUCAAAGCCAAGAUGGAGUUUUAAAUCUGAACAUCAAGUCAGUCGAGCUCAGUUGGGAUAACAAAUUUGUUUUGGCGGGAGUAAGCAAUGGGGCUCUCUGGGUACUUCCGGUGAAUUUUACGCGUUGGUACCCUGAAUAUCAUGAGCAGUUAAACUAUAGUAGCCCUGCGUCGUUGACACCGACCCACAAAGUUGAUCCCGUCAUUCCCAAAGCAGCUUCGGAGAAGAAAAAUUAGGUCAUCGGAAAUUGAUGCUAGCCAAAUAGGUUUUUUUUUUUCAAAAUUGUUCAAUGAAAAACGCAAUUAUAUUUGACAUAAUAGUAAAUGCUCCAUUUUCUGAUUCAUUCUAAUAUUUGCAUGCUUUUUGUGUUAUCUAUAAAUGUCAAAAAUGCUCUGUUUUGUAGAAAUUAGGUUUUGUUGUAAAUUUAAAAGUAUAUAUCCCCUCCAAAAGUUAUAUAAUUAAGCUGCUAGCUUCAUUUAAAUAUUUAUAAAUGGUAUUUGAAUUGAUUAUUAAAAGUUUUGAAUGCUUUAGUGCGAAAGUUUUUGCAAGUUUCACUUCGUGCUUAAUUGUGAUGUAUGAAUAUUUUGCGAACUAUGUUGAAAAUUUCUUCUAAAAUCUUUCUUUUCUAAUAAGAUAAUACUGCUUGCUUCUGUGGAAGAAUCAUGAAGUAUGAUAAAUACUGUUAAACCUUAAAAAUUUAUAGUCUAUCUAUAAACAUGUUAUUCUGGUGUCACUUUCGAAUAAAAUGACGGAGUGUUUAGGAUAGCUUUUUAGUGUGCGUUUUAUCGGGUUAAUUUUGGUGAUA